AUGCCCUUACCCUCGGUGUCGGACGACUCCGAGGUGUUCGCCGCCCGCGGCCCAUGUUUCGAUGUCUUCUGUUACACUAGAAAAGUCUUGCCCGAGUCGGAAACGUCGCCCCAGGAACUUUUGCAACCACACGCCACAAGCCGAUGGCCGAACCACCUGCCGGACUCCACUCGGCCGAGCAACAUUCGGGUGUGUCAAAUGCACGGCUCUUUUGUGACACUCUGCGACGGGAUGCGCAUUCUUAUAUGCGAGGGACUUUCGAAGCUCUCACUCUCGCUUGCUUUGGCAGUUUCUGUCUUGUUUACCAGGCCUUGCAAAAUUUUCUCCAGUCUCCACGAGUGGGUCGAGUGGACCUUAGAAAAGCAAAGCCACGCGCGAAGAAUGAUAGGAAAAUUGUGCUCCGUACUGAGCCAGACAGUUCAAAGUGAAUUUAAGGUCUGGAUGCUUGAGGAAAUCUGCCCAGGCGGAAACGUCUUUGGGGCUAGGGAGGAUCGCCCCUGGAUCGCACGUGCGAUGGGUCUGCUCACCUCUCAGGCCUAUCUUGUGGCUUACUUUUUCCGAUUUCCGGCCAUUUUUGUGGGAAUUGAGUUAUUCUUCGCUGUUGCUACAUAUCGCGAUGAAUCAGAAGUGUAUAACGUUGCAAGAAGCGGCUCCCAAACCUCUUCGGCACCCUGGUCUCGCUGUCGGCCGGUAUAUUCCCCGAGCCAAGAGAUUGAGGCUGAGAGCGGGCGGCAUGGGCCGCAGCCUCCGAUGCAGGAGCAGGGAAGCGACUGGCGGGGCCUUGGCAGCACGCCAUAG
This is a messenger RNA of Colletotrichum lupini, 798 nucleotides long. RefSeq lists its product as uncharacterized. Bases 1 to 798 code for a protein of 265 amino acids. The transcript has 5 exons. The record is from RefSeq and is a predicted model, not a curated record. Lineage: Eukaryota; Fungi; Ascomycota; Sordariomycetes; Glomerellales; Glomerellaceae.